Messenger RNA from Astyanax mexicanus (Mexican tetra), 1759 nucleotides. RefSeq names its product prolyl-tRNA synthetase 2, mitochondrial (gene pars2). NCBI's taxonomy places the organism in Eukaryota, Metazoa, Chordata, Actinopteri, Characiformes, Acestrorhamphidae. Gene Ontology annotation, biological process: prolyl-tRNA aminoacylation. Gene Ontology annotation, molecular function: proline-tRNA ligase activity; ATP binding. The record is from RefSeq and is a predicted model, not a curated record. The transcript is spliced from 3 exons. Gene Ontology annotation, cellular component: cytoplasm; mitochondrion. The coding region runs from base 194 to 1633 and encodes 479 amino acids.
GUGUGAGCUGAAUGUACUGUGCAGUGCAGCGCCUGAGUAUGACUGUCUGUAGCUCUAGCUGCCGUGUGUGAGUUAGAUGAGUUGUUUUCGCUGUGAGAUUUAUAUAAUAAACAUGUAGGUUUUCUGCCUGAGAAGCCAAACUCUGUUUAGACCAGUAAGAGCUGAACGGUGUUUUCUACACGCAAAGUCCACAAUGGAGGUGCUGAUACAUCUCUGUCACCACAAACUACACACCUUACUGCCCAGAGCCCUGAGCAGAGCAUGCAGACGAAGCCACCACUGCACACCACAGCCUUCCCCAUCGAUACAUACUCCCUCCAAACCAGUCAUGCCUACCCCGCUGGUAUCACGUCUCUUCCAGCCGUCAAACCUCCGCGAAGGCCAGGAAGCUGGAGAUAUGACAUGCCGAAGCCAGAGGCUGAUGCUGCAGGCAGGCCUCAUUCACUUAUCUAACCCAGGCUGCUUUUACUACCUCCCUGUGGCUCUGCGUUCCAUGGAGAAGCUAGUAAGGCUUAUUGAUGAGGAGAUGCAAGCCAUUGGUGGGCAGAAAGUGGACAUGCCUGCGCUGUGUGGGGCAGAACUGUGGAAGCGCAGCGGACGCUGGGAGCUCAUGGGGAAGGAGAUGUUCAGGCUUCAGGAUCGACACAAUGUCGACUACUGUCUCGGCCCAACUCACGAAGAGGCCGUUACAGAGCUGUUGGCUUCACAGAGCACACUGUCCUACAAACAGCUGCCGCUGCUUCUUUAUCAGGUGACAAGGAAGUUUCGUGAUGAGCAGAAGCCUAAGUUUGGAUUGCUACGUGGUCGAGAAUUCUACAUGAAGGACAUGUACUCAUUUGACGUAAGCGAGGAGGCUGCUCUGCACACGUAUCACUCCGUGUGUCAUUCUUACAGGCGCAUCUUGGACCGACUGUGUCUAAAGUGGGUACAGGUGCAGGCUGACACGGGCAACAUUGGAGGAACGCUCUCCCAUGAGUUUCAUUUGCCGGCUGAUAUAGGAGAAGAUCGUCUGCUUAUGUGUGGGAAUUGUGAUUUCUCUGCUAAUGUAGAAACCGUGGCACCUGGGCAAACUGACUGUCCCCAGUGCCAUACAGGUACAUUGACUGAGUCAAAAGGCAUUGAAGUGGGACAUACUUUCUACCUUGGCACAAAAUAUUCCAAAGUAUUCAAUGCCACAUUUACUAAUGCUCAGAACAAGCUUUCAGUGUCAGAAAUGGGUUGUUUUGGCCUUGGUGUUACUCGAAUCCUUGCUGCAUCUAUUGAGGUUCUUUCCUCUGAAGACUCCAUUCGCUGGCCUGGGCUGAUUGCUCCUUAUCAAGUCUGCGUCCUUCCCCCCAAAAAGGGCAGCAAGACCAAUGAAGCUACUCACAUGGCAGAGAAACUUGUUGAAAGCUUAGAAAAUAAUUUACCAAAUCUAAAAGGAGAGGUGGUCCUGGAUGAUAGGACCCAGCUGACCAUUGGGAAGCGGCUAAAGGACACUAACAGGCUAGGCUACCCCUACGUAGUGGUGGUAGGGCAGAAGGCCAUGGAGGAGCAUCCUGUGUUUGAGGUACUGUGUCAGAAAAGUGGGGAGACGAUGUUCCUCAGCACAGAUGGCCUUCUGGACCUCUUGGGUGGAGUAGAGACAAUAUAAUUUAAUGAUACUUAAGUAAGUAAUAUUUCUAAAAACAGUUUGUGCACAUAUUGAAAAUACGUCUCAUACAUAUUAAGAUAAUGCUAUGUGCUUAUAACUGAUUUUUAAAAAAUAAAAUAAAUAUGC